AUGGCUGUCGACUCAAGGGACCGAGACGGCGACUCUGAGAUGGCCUCUUCUGUAGGCUCUCCCCACACGGAUUCCGAUCGCGUGGAAGCCGGUGCUUGCACGCCAACCCAUCACGCCCAAAUCGCCACAGCAUCAGAGCUCUCCCCUCCUGGCUCCCAACCCCAACAAAUACCCGAUAUCUCUACCACAACCGAGUUCAGGCAUCUGGGUGAGGCGGACGUUGGCCAACCUCCCGACAAGAACACCGACCCGCCUAUUGCGGCGUGGAAGAGCAAGCGUGCUCAGGAUGAGUACCAGCGGGCGAUGGAGCAGGUGAUCGAUAAGGACUUCAAUUUGAAUGAGUUCGGAGACCCAUUCGAUGAGCGCGACUUGGAGGAAAAACUCCUGUGA
Molecule: messenger RNA, 390 nt
Organism: Penicillium canariense
Lineage: Eukaryota; Fungi; Ascomycota; Eurotiomycetes; Eurotiales; Aspergillaceae
Exons: 3
Coding region: 1-390 (129 amino acids)
Source: RefSeq, a predicted model, not a curated record